This is a messenger RNA of Hansenula anomala, 543 nucleotides long. RefSeq names its product Ups1p (gene UPS1). The transcript has a single exon. The coding region runs from base 1 to 543 and encodes 180 amino acids. Gene Ontology annotation, molecular function: phosphatidic acid transfer activity. Gene Ontology annotation, cellular component: mitochondrial intermembrane space. Gene Ontology annotation, biological process: phospholipid transport. The record is from RefSeq and is a predicted model, not a curated record. Lineage: Eukaryota; Fungi; Ascomycota; Saccharomycetes; Phaffomycetales; Wickerhamomycetaceae.
AUGGUUCUUUGGUACAAAAACCGUCACGACUAUCCCUUCAACUUUGAAACAGUCACCGUCGCCGUCUUCAACAAAUACCCAAACCCUUACGCCUCUCAUGUGUUAUCAGUUGAUACUAUAGAUCGUGAAAUUAAAGAUGGCAAAUUACACACUACAAGACUGAUUAAAAAAGUUGGUAAAUUACCGAGAUGGGUUAAACCUUUCCUCAGAGGUAUAAAUGAUUCAUGGAUAGUGGAGAAGACAAUAAUAGAUCCUAAAUCACAAAAUUUACAAUCUUACACAAGAAAUUUAGACCAUACCAAAAUUAUCAGAGUGGAGGAAUAUACUACUUAUCAAUACGACUCAAACCUGGAUAAAACAAAUGUUGUUUAUAAUGUCAAGUUUAGUUCUGGUUUCAAAAAUGUGGUUAGAGAUAGAAUUGAAGCUUAUAGUCAUAGUAAGUUCCAAGAAAACAUCAAAAACACAACAAUGGGUAUGGCUUAUGUGAUGCAAAAAUUUCAAGAAAGAAGACUACUAUGGGCCAAAAACAAAGCUGCUAGUUGA